Messenger RNA from Olea europaea var. sylvestris, 2948 nucleotides. Its product is annotated as testis-expressed protein 2-like. The record is from RefSeq and is a predicted model, not a curated record. Lineage: Eukaryota; Viridiplantae; Streptophyta; Magnoliopsida; Lamiales; Oleaceae. Gene Ontology annotation, molecular function: lipid binding. The transcript is spliced from 8 exons. Gene Ontology annotation, cellular component: endoplasmic reticulum. The coding region runs from base 381 to 2690 and encodes 769 amino acids.
GCCGAAUGACACGCGGUGUCAUUUUGGACAGUUUGAAAUUGAUGGAAGGAAAAUAGUUAGUGUCGGUGUCGAUUAAUUUGCUGCUUUCUACAAGUAAUCGUUCCUAUCAAUGUUUAAGGGUCGACUUUCCACGCCACUCGUCGUCAACUCCCUCGUAAAAAAUUCCAGUAUAAGCUGCUGAAGAGGAUCCCGUAAUUUCCAGCAUCAAGAAUUCGUUAAUUGAUUUCUUCUUCUUCUUCUUCUUCACCAUUCUUUUUUAUUCGAGAGUUGGAAAAAUUCUUGAAUGUUUUGUGUCAGUUGUAUGAUUGAUAUGUGAAUUUGCAUAUAAUGAUGGUAACAGGAAGUGGGCAGUAGCAAUCGUAACUGAAAGGGGGGUAACAAUGGUGUUGCUUUUGUUGUCAGUAUUUCUUCUUGGGGUUUUUACAGUAAUUGCAAUGGAAGCAGCGGGACUGUGGAUUUUGAUUCGCCUAAUAAAUCAGAGAGUUGCGAAAGAACAAGGGAAAGAGAAGGAUUCAGCUUUGGCUGGCGACCUCAAUCAGACUUUACACAACAUGCAGGGGCAUAUAUGGGUUCUAGAACCAGAAAAGGUUCUGAAACCCGGGCUUUUGGACAAUUUGCCUAAGGAGCAAAAGUGGAAAAAGGACUUUUUGGAGGUUAUACCUGCCCAGAGAUAUGCAAAAGUUAAGGAUCACCUUCUUAUCCUGACUGAGACAGAUGGUUCACAUGUAGAGAUUUCACUCAAGGGAUGCAAAAUAGCAGCUGUAUCAGCAACAAGCUUGUCCUCAAGAAAAUGGGCAAAAAGAUAUCCCAUAAUAGUGGAGAGCGAAGGUCCAGUAAUAUAUAAGGGAAGUAAAACAAUUUACAUAUAUCUUGAGACAUCUUGGGAGAAGGAGUCGUGGUGUAAAGCCCUCCGCCUUGCUUCUUGCGAUGAAGACAAGCUUAAGUGGUUCAACAAGUUGAAAAUAGAGUUUCAAAAUUACGUGACAUCAUUGAAUACAGGAUAUCAUUCUUUUAUGAAACCCUCUGGGGUUUUCAGUGCUGAACCACUUGAUAAGCCUAUCAAGUUUGAUGGUUCAUCAAAAGUUCGCCAGUUCCUCAAGAAAAUUGCAAAGAAGACUUCUAAAAGUGGAGUAGAUUAUGUAGCAAGUGGAACUUCAACUUCAGGCCGUGAUGAAAGAAAGUUGGGUGAGAAGUCUUGUUCAUUCCAAGACUCAGUUCUGGCUCCUGGCUUAGUGAAAUUGGUCUCAACAGGAAACCUCUCUAGUGUUUCUUCUGAGGAUGCUAGUGUGGCGUCAUCAACAUCAACUUCUACUGAGCCAGGAAGCAGAGUUCAUAUUUCUGGAAUAUCUGAUGUGGAAUCUGAUCUCAGGAAUUCUAGUGACGAUGGAACACUUUGUUUGAAUUUGUUAAUAUCACGAUUGUUCUUUGAUGCCAAAAGAAAUUUACAGAUUAGGAACUACAUCAAAAAUCGGAUUCAGAGAACACUAUCCAACAUGCGAGGCCCUAAUUACCUCGGUGAAGUCACGUGUACUUCUGUAGAUCCUGGUACUCUGCCUCCACAUAUUCUUGCAAUGAGGGUCAUUCCCACCGAUACAAAUGAGCUGUGGGCCUUGGAAGUUGAUUUAGAGUAUUCUGGUGGCAUGGUUUUGGAAACUGAAACAAGGCUCGAAAUUCGAGAGCUGGAAUUUGAAGGAGAGCAAACUAGCUCGAACUCAAGCACUGUUGGUGAUGUCACCUCUGAUCUACUGGAAGGUAUUGAGCAUUUUGGGAAACAAUUGAAGCUUUCUGAAGAGAUAACUGAUGGAGUAGAGGAAAAAGAUAAAGGAGAUCACAUCCUAGAUGAGAUUGGAGACCCCAAAAGCACUAUACCUGCAUCAUCUCAAGUGUCUAAGUGGAAGUCUAUAGUACAUUCUAUAACCAAACAGGUUCAACAGGUUCCUCUAUCUUUAGGGGUGAGGAUUUCUUCUCUUCGUGGAACAAUGCGGAUCUAUAUGAAGGCUCCACCUUCUGAUCAGAUAUGGUUUGGAUUCACAUCCAUGCCCAAUAUUGAAUUUAACUUGGAGUCUUUUGUCGGGGACCGCAAAAUUACGAGUGGGCGUGUUGCUUUGUUCUUGAUCGGUCGAUUCAAGACAGCAAUUCGUGAAACUUUGGUACUUCCAAACUGUGAAAGUGUUUGCAUUCCUUGGAUGUUAUCGGAGAAGGAUGACUGGGUCCCAAGGAAAGUCGCUCCAUUUAAGUCGUGUACUCAAGAUAAAUCUGGUAGCUCUACCACAAAACAAGAAGCACAGAGUCCCCAACCUGGGGAUGAGAAAUCUAAGCGUGUUGGCCUUGCUGCAGAAUCAACUAGUCAAUCCCUGGACCCAAGUGACGUGGAUUUAUCAACUUUCAAUAGCCAUUCUUUCCAAGAACAAAGUAGAGCCCAUUUGUUAGACAAGGGAACCCCACAAGAAAUUGCGCCUAGAAGCCCAGAGGAGAAAUUGGAUAUUCACCCCCUGCCAUCUCAAUCACUAAAGAUGUCAGAGGGACGGAAUGAUACUUUAGUAGAAGAUGGUUCUAGUAGAUCUAGGAGUAUUGGGACGAGAGAACGAAUGCUAGGGUUAGGGAAGAAGAUGGGAGAAAAGCUCGAAGUCAGGAGGCGUCACAUUGAAGAGAAAGGAAGGAGUUUUGUUGACAGGAUGAGGGGAACAUAGAAAAUAAAUGGAAAGAGAAAGAUGAUCUAUAUUCAGACAUUUUAUUCCCCAAUCCAGAAACCCUACAAAUUUGUUUUGACAUUCCUAUGUCUAAAUCUACCUACUUCUUUGCACUGAGGGCCAUCUUUGUUAUACAGGUUUGAUGCAACUAGAGAGUACGUAAUACUCAUUUACUAUUGUGUCAAGUCUUACUAAAUAAAUAUGUCUCAACUUUUAUAUGUCCAAGUGCAAAAUAUGUCAAGCAAGCUUUUUCAUUUU